AUGUCUACUGCAGAAAAGGAGUCUGAACCUACAGACUCUUCUGGUGAAGUGAUUCUUGAUCUUGGCCCUCCUUGGAAGCCUAUUGUGUGGUCAGAUCUUCUUGAUACUGCACGUACCAUGUUGCCAUCAAAAGCCUGGAAUAACCUCUCUCCUGAUCUCUAUGCUAGUUUCUGGGGUCUCACACUCUAUGAUCUUUAUGUUCCUAGACAUCGCUAUGAGUCUGAAAUUGCCAAGCAGCAUUCUGCUCUUAAAGCUCUAGAAGAGCUUUCUGAUAAUUCAAAUUCUGCAAUUACCAAAAGAAAGAAAGACAAGGAAAGAAUUCAAGAAUCUCUAGAUCGUUUAACUAGUGAACUCCAAAAGCAUGAGGAGAAUGUAGCAUCUGUCCGUAGACGGCUUGCCCGUGAAAAGGACAAGUGGUUGAGUUCCUGUCCUGAUACUUUGAAGAUUAACAUGGAGUUCCUUCAGCGCUGUAUUUUUCCUCGCUGUACUUUCAGUAUGCCCGAUGCUGUGUAUUGUGCUAUGUUCGUACACACUCUUCAUUCCCUUGGAACACCAUUCUUUAACACAGUCAACCACAUCGAUGUUCUGAUAUGUAAAACCUUGCAACCUAUGAUAUGCUGCUGUACUGAAUAUGAAGCUGGUAGACUUGGGAGGUUUCUGUAUGAGACUAUGAAGAUUGCUUACUAUUGGAAGAGUGAUGAAUCAAUAUAUGAACGGGAGUGUGGGAACAUGCCAGGCUUUGCUGUCUAUUAUAGAUAUCCUAACAGUCGGCGUGUCACAUAUGGCCAGUUUAUUAAGGUACACUGGAAAUGGAGUCAAAGAAUCACACGGUUAUUGAUUCAGUGCUUGGAAUCAACUGAGUACAUGGGAAUUCGAAAUGCUCUUAUAAUGUUAACUAAAAUUUCUAGUGUCUUCCCUGUUACACGAAAGAGUGGAAUUAACCUUGAAAAACAGAUAGCUAAAAUUAAAAGUGAUGAAAGAGAGGAUCUCAAGGUGUUGGCUACAGGUGUUGCUGCAGCUUUAACUGUGAGGAAGCCUUCAUGGGUUACAGACGAAGAAUUUGGUAUGGGCUAUCUUGAACUGAAGCCUACACCAUCGCUUGCUUCAAAGUCUUUAGCUGGUAGUUUGGUAGCUGUCCCAAAUGGCUCUGGCCUGAACAUUUUUCAGAAUGAAUCAUCUGGAGGAAGAACAGUUGCAUCUGGAACCCAACAUUUAGAUGCUGGGAAUUCAGUCAAGGAGCAGGUGUAA
Messenger RNA from Vitis vinifera (wine grape), 1248 nucleotides. Its product is annotated as THO complex subunit 2-like. Gene Ontology annotation, molecular function: mRNA binding. Gene Ontology annotation, biological process: mRNA export from nucleus; mRNA processing. The coding region runs from base 1 to 1248 and encodes 415 amino acids. The transcript has a single exon. Lineage: Eukaryota; Viridiplantae; Streptophyta; Magnoliopsida; Vitales; Vitaceae. The record is from RefSeq and is a predicted model, not a curated record. Gene Ontology annotation, cellular component: THO complex part of transcription export complex.